ACACGGACACCCUCCCCGGCCGGUGCGCGCUCCCGCCCCUCCAGCCCCACGGGCACAGCGCGGUGCGCGCUCCCGCCGCCCCGCCCGCAGAGCCCUGUUCUAAGCUGGCCCCUCCCCAGGAGCUGCAGGGGGACAAGGAUGCUGAGGGAUCCCAUGAAGUCCUGGAGCGACAGCCAGUCCGACCUGUACAGCAGCGACCAGGAGGAGGAGGAGCAGAUGAUUUUUGGGGAAAAUGAGGACUAUUUGGAAGAGAUGAUGGAUCUGAGUGACCUGCCCACCUCCCUCUUCGCUUGCAGCGUGCACGAAGCCGUGUUUGAGGUGCAGGAGGAGAAGGAAAGGUUUGAAGGCCUUUUCACGGCCUACGACGACCAGGUGACGUUCCAGUUGUUCAAGAGCUUCAGAAGGGUGAGGAUAAACUUCAGCAACCCGGAGGCAGCAGCGAGAGCACGGAUAGAGCUGCACGAGACGGACUUCGGGGGCAAGAAGCUGAAGCUUUACUUUGCCCAGGUGCAGGUGUCCGGCGAAAUAGGUGACAAGUCCUACCUCCUCCCUCCACAGCCUGUCAAACAGUUCCUCAUCUCCCCACCUGCCUCUCCACCAGUUGGGUGGAAACAGAGUGAAGAUGCAACUCCCCUGAUAAACUAUGACCUGCUGUGUGCUGUCUCCAAGCUGGGACCAGGGGAGAAGUACGAGCUCCACGCAGGGACAGACUCCACUCCCAGCGUGGUGGUCCACGUGUGUGAGAGCGAGACAGAGGAGGAGGAGGAGCUGAAAAACCCCAGGCAGAAGAUCCUGCAGACCCGGCGCCCGGACCCGCCCCCAACGAUCCUGAGCGACUCCAAGGCCUUCGAGCGUGCCCUGGAGGUGGGGGGGACCAUGCACUGCUAGAGCUCAGCUGCUCCAGGGGGUACCAACACCAGACACUCCUGAGUCCAUGUGUCGAUGUCUGUGCUGCUGCUGUAGCCACAACAGAGCUGACUGUGUAGUUGUCUCUCUCAUGCUCAAGGGUUUGGAUGCCAAUGCUCUGAAAAGCACUUUAAUUUUAGGGACUGGUCCCACCCCACCACCCCCCUGAGUGUAGCAAAUCCACCUGACUUGAAAUAGUGACAAUUAUAGGAAGUCUGGUUGUGUUUUGUUUUUUUCUUUUUUUUUUUUUUAAGAUGUUUUUGUUUCUGUUGUACAGUGUGAUGUACCAAGUGCUGAAAUAAUCUCUUGCUGUCGUGGCUGGGUUCCAGGAAGCUCAUUGCACAGCAAUGCAGAGCUGAUCUGUGCUGGUCCAACAGCUUCCAGUUCAUGCAGCGUUAAACACAAGUGAAAUGCACUCCUUAUGCUGAAAUUCCUUCCCAGCUGAGGUGAGGAUUACCCUUUGCUUUCCUCAGAAAGGCCAAGUGUGUGUUUGUGGCUGGCCAUGAGGCACAAACACAGGGGUGGAGCUGAACUCAGCUGGGUUUGGUGGCUGCACACCAGGACUGUCACCAACCCUGAGCUCUGUCUGGUGCACUGGUGGCUUGCACCGACACCUAAUUAGGAGUUCAUUACAGCAGGUAGAUGAAAGUGUGGGUCCAGCAGCUGAAUGUGUGGUCUCUGCUCCUCUCUGGGGAUGUCCAGUCCCCGAGCGGGCUCCACGUCACGCCGUGACUGUGAGGUCAUGGCAGGAGAUCGGACGCUGAGGGUUAAUUUUUAACUUCCCCAGUCUGUUUUGUAUUUUCCAAGACAAUCAGUUGCCUGGCUUAGGCAGUUUUUAUGCAGUUCCAGCCCUUGUUUGCUGUUUUCCUGUGUGUCUGGCAGAGCCUCUGCUGCCUCUGAGAGCAGGGGGGCAUCUUUUAGAAUACAGAUCUUUACUUUUGUGAUCUUGUGUUAAGUGUUUUUUUAGUAGGAGGACAACAUGCCUUGGUAUAUAACAACACCUGCUCCUGUGCUUUUAUGCUAUUUUAUAGCCAAACUUUUUUAGUCUAGACAGAUUCUUCUUUUUUUUUUCUUCUUUUUUUUUUUUCUAUUUCAAAGGAUAAAAUGAUCUGUGAACAAACCAGGCUGCUGAUAUUCGUGUGUGGAAAUCAUCUGAGUAAUUCAGAAACUCAGAUUUUUCAGGGUCAUUUCAAUGUGGUUCAGUCAUUCAUGACGUGCUUCUUGAACUCUCCAGAGUGGUUUUUUUUUUUCACUUGACUGACAGCAGAGAGAAAAGGAAUGGUCAGGGAUUCACGUGGAUGGAGCAGUUUCCAACUCUUGUGUCGUCCUGGAUCCACCACCAGCUUCACCUUGCAAAGUGGGAUCCUGCAGGCAGGUCCUUGUUCCAGAGGCAGGAAUAGUGUAGGUUAAAAAGGUAGGAAAAUGGGCUUUGUUCACAUUGCCUCCACAGGUGUGAUAUUUAUGUAUCUCUUCAGGUAUUAAAAUCACUCAAAGACCAACUUCUCUGUCUCACUGCAUUGAAACAAAGGGGGAAAAAAAAACCACCACCAACAAAAACCUGUGUUACCCAUCAGGCUUGUGGACUCUUCAAAUUCCAGAAGCCCUGUCUGGAUUUUCUGUGUUGUUUCUACUCUGUUAGCUGUUGAAUUUCCACCCCACUGUAGAAGUUGCUGUGAGUAGCAGUAAGUGGGGAGCCCUCAGAAACACUUCUAUGAGGCAGAUCCAGCGUGACAUUGUCGAUGUAUAAACGUGUAAAAUGUGGAACAUUCCAGCACUUCUCAUUGUGUAAAGACACUUCAAAUAAAACAGUGCAGUGCCAUUCACA
Empidonax traillii (willow flycatcher) is the source of this 2731-nucleotide messenger RNA. RefSeq names its product RCAN family member 3 (gene RCAN3). Gene Ontology annotation, cellular component: nucleus; cytoplasm. Gene Ontology annotation, molecular function: nucleic acid binding; calcium-dependent protein serine/threonine phosphatase regulator activity. Gene Ontology annotation, biological process: calcium-mediated signaling. The record is from RefSeq and is a predicted model, not a curated record. The transcript has 5 exons. Bases 139 to 888 code for a protein of 249 amino acids. NCBI's taxonomy places the organism in Eukaryota, Metazoa, Chordata, Aves, Passeriformes, Tyrannidae.